AUGGCAUCCAGGUGGGUUUCGCACUGGCUGAUUCUGGUUCCUCCUGAGGACGAUCGACUUGGAACGAGCCGGGCCUUCGUUGACCAUGCAGAGGCAGUUCGAACAAUCCGGGAUACCGUCGGCUUCUCCAAAGCCACCAUCAAGUUCACCGCCAAAGGACAUAGACUUGAAAUUGCCGUCGACCCGAGGACUGGAAAAUGGGGUUGCCCUCGGAUUGGAACGAUCAAGGUCUCCACCAUGGAGCCCAAACAACAGAAAGAAAUGACAUGGGCCAGAGCUGGAGAGAUAACUUGGGUCCGCCAUGGACCCUCACGAAGGGAUCGGAUGGAACAGCUUGUGGAUGUCAUCAAGGAUGCCAUUAUCAUGGGAACAUUUGAGUUUGCAAAUGUCAAACCAUGUGUUGCGCCAUUCCUGGCCAAGGCGCUGUGCCAAACCCAGCUCACAGUUCUCAAGAUCACCCGAUCCACCGUCUUUUCCGAGGAAGUGGCAAAAAUGCUGGCACAUCUUCUAUUAAAUUGCAAAACACUGGAACGGUUGGAGCUUUCGUCAUGCAACUUUUCAAAUGCAUCUCCCGAGUCAGUCCUGCUGGUUGCUGAUGCCUUGAAGAGGAGCAGGCUGCAGUCGUUUAGAUUUGGGACUCAUAGCUGCUAUCGGGGUAGCCUUGCCCUUGCCUUGCUGCUGGGCAAAGGGUUGGUGGGUCACAAAACACUCAAGAGUUUAUGCUUUUCUGGGCAUACAUUUCAUACUGUGGAUGCUGUGGCUGUUCAAGCACUCCUCUCUGCUGACAAUUGCAUGGUGAAGAAGUUGUACAUCGAUGGUUGCUUCGACGUGGGGCCAGAAAGCACUGGUGGGGCUGUUAGCAUAGUGGAUGCGGUGGCUGCUGCUUUGACUGUCAACCAGACAGUCAUGCUUCUUGAUUUGUCUGAUACCAAAGUGGUAUCUGACAAACAGAUGGAGGCAUUGGCUGGUGUGCUGUCCAAAAACACGGUUCUUGAUGAACUCUACAUGGAAAACAGUGGAAUCUCGGAAGUAGGAAUCAUUGCGUUUGCGUUGGUGCUCCCCAAAAUGACGCGGCUAAGAAAACUGGACUUGAAGCGGAACGGGUGUGGGCAGAAGGCAUGUGAUGCCCUUCGAAGCAGUUUGGAGAAAGGGAACUUUGGCCUUCAUGUGCUGGAAUUCGAGAAACAAGACUUCCGGGCCGCCUCUGUCUGUUGCACCCCACCAAGUUAUUUCUAUGGCUGUGAUGAACAUUGCCGCCUGGCUAUCGAGUGCCAAUUGGCACUGAACGGGGGUGGAAGGGCCCUCCUUGGUAAGCAAGAUGGUGGCAAGAAAAAUGUCCCUUCUUCGCUUUGGCCUCACGUUUUUGAGAGGGCACAAACCGUGGGCACAUUUUCCAAUGAUAUUGUGUUCAACCUUUUGAGGGCACAGGCAGUCGCCUUUGGCCCUGGCAAAGUUUGA
Messenger RNA from Seminavis robusta, 1458 nucleotides. NCBI's taxonomy places the organism in Eukaryota, Bacillariophyta, Bacillariophyceae, Naviculales, Naviculaceae. The record is from the annotation of a GenBank genome assembly.